AUGAAGUUUGAACCUACAGACUACCUUCUGAGCUUGAAUAUAGAUUUCGACUCUAACAUCAACAACGACUACUUUGAUGACGAAGUUUCACCAAUGAUUGACAACCAACAAUUGCAACAGGAUUUGGACUUGUUCAGCCAAGCAGCAAACGACUUUUACUCAUUGGACGUAUUGGGCGACACAACAAUACCAACCAAACAACAACCACAACAACAACACCAACAACAACAACAACACCAACCACAACACCAGCAACAACAACCACAGCAACCACAGCAACCACAGCAACAAUUAUACAACUCCUCUUCCACCACCACUAUUGUAUCGCCACAAUUCCAAACACCUAUUGACUACAGCCAGUUCCAACCCCAAUACGAACAGAAUACUCAAUAUGCUAAACCAUUAACGACACAUACACCAGCACCAGUGUAUAACAACAACAACAGUAGUAGCAUAUACGGAAACAACCUGAUAGCCGCAGCAACCUCAUACUCAACAGUAUCUACUCCAGCACAAGCACCAGGAUCAACAUCAACAUUAGUUUCACUGGCAGAGCAAGCUUCAUUAUUGGACAAGAAAAAGAGAAACACAGCUGCAAGCGCGAGAUUCAGAAUUAAGAAGAAAUUGAAAGAGCAAGAAUUGCAUACAAAGACCAAAGAGUUGGAAGAAAAAGUUGAACGUUUACAACAAAAGUUGAGAAAAAUGGAGGUUGAAAACAAAUGCUUGAAAACCAUCAUCUUUAAACAAAAUGAAAGCAAGAACUCGCAAUUGGUUGAAUCAAUCAAGAAGAGAAUCUCAGAAGAGUACGACUUAACUGGAUUGUAA
Messenger RNA from Lodderomyces elongisporus, 825 nucleotides. It is a transcript of the gene MET28, whose product is annotated as Met28p. Gene Ontology annotation, molecular function: RNA polymerase II transcription regulatory region sequence-specific DNA binding; DNA-binding transcription activator activity, RNA polymerase II-specific. The coding region runs from base 1 to 825 and encodes 274 amino acids. NCBI's taxonomy places the organism in Eukaryota, Fungi, Ascomycota, Pichiomycetes, Serinales, Debaryomycetaceae. The record is from RefSeq and is a predicted model, not a curated record. The transcript has a single exon. Gene Ontology annotation, cellular component: nucleus. Gene Ontology annotation, biological process: regulation of transcription by RNA polymerase II.